UUUAACAUUAAGCACUCCCAGCAAGCUGAUCAGAGAAGCAAUGGCAAGAACUACUAAAAUGAGUAUGAAAGAGCUGUCGGACACGGAUGACCUGGCGACCUGUUUGGUGCUGGACCCCCUGCUUGGUUUCAAAACUCACAAAAUGGAAAUCAGUCCUCUACCAAAGAUUCCUUUGGAAUCUUGUGAUCAACUUAAAGAGAAGCUGGUGAAAUUCCAACGCACCUUGGACUUUAAUACAACAUUCGAGGAGCUGGGCAAACUGGCUGGGGAAUGUUUCCAUUCCAUGGGAAGACAUCAGCAGGAGCUAUUGAGGCAACACAUCUCUCGUUACCUCAAAGCCUUUCUAUUAGACAGUGGAGUGAAAAUUGAGUCUUGCGACCGGUACACGUCAGAGAUCAAUGGAGCCAAAAUUACAUCCACACGGCAAUGGCUGCAAGGACAGCGUGUCGCAGUCCUGGUGGGCUGUAUUGCAAGAUUGACUCCUGAUGAUGAAGCAUUACUGAAGGAGGGAGUGAACGACUUCAGUAUUAUUUUUUCGUCUAGAAAACACUGCCCUCAGCUGUGGCUUGGGCCUGCAGCCUUCAUAAACCAUGAUUGCAGCCCGAACUCUAAGUACGUUGCUGGUGAGGGUAACGUUGCUUACGUGGAAGUUAUUCGUCAGAUCUCACCUGGGGAAGAAUUCACCUGUUGUUAUGGAGCCAGCUACUUCGGGGAAGAAAAUGAAACCUGUGAGUGCUGCACCUGCGAGAGCAAUGGAGAGGGACAUUUCAGAAAAAGAGACCCCCCUAAACCACCUACCGCUCAAAGAAAAUACCGGGUUUCCAAGAUGGAGCGAGCACCUCUAAUGAAGGACGCCAAGAGGGCCGCCAUCGUCCUGGAACUCUCAGCACUGCGGCAGUCCAGCCCCGAAAUUCCUAUGGUCUCAUCAUUGGACAGAACCGCUCCUGAGGAACUUGAAAAGAUACUGGAGGACUACAAGAAGUUUCGCCUGGGGCCAAGAGUCGGAAAGAAAGAUCUGGACAAUGCCCAUCAGGCAUCGAGUCAUGCCCAUCGAUUCUGCCUGUUCAUGGCUGCUGGCCUGCCAAUGGCCAUCACACCUGCUGAAAAAGGGGUAUGCGCCAACCACGAUCAGGAAUAUGAUCAAUAA
This is a messenger RNA of Hippoglossus stenolepis (Pacific halibut), 1147 nucleotides long. Its product is annotated as histone-lysine N-methyltransferase KMT5C. NCBI's taxonomy places the organism in Eukaryota, Metazoa, Chordata, Actinopteri, Pleuronectiformes, Pleuronectidae. The record is from RefSeq and is a predicted model, not a curated record. Gene Ontology annotation, cellular component: nucleus. Gene Ontology annotation, molecular function: histone H4K20 methyltransferase activity; protein binding.